UCUUAUACCCUCCAGGAACUUAAGAAGGUGAUUUAAGAGCGACUUCUGGCAGUGAAAUGGUCUGCAGCCUCUGCUCAGCCGUAUCUCAGUUCUGAACCUCUCUGUUGUUCUGUGAAGUGUGGUGUUACGCUGAAGGCAGCUUGGCCAGCCUUCCUUGCAUGACACUGUGAAAGUCUGUAGUUUCGGGGGAGGGUGCAGCACACAAAGUAUAUCCACAUCUGCUCCAGGAAUCUCAGUGGCAUAGCAAGGCGAUCCCAAGCUGAGGAAAAGGGCUACAUGCAACUGGCUGUCUGCAGACCUGGGAAUGAGAUAUUGUCCUCAGUCACUGAUGGUGGCCAGGGGGGAUUUCUGUGUGCUCUUCUCCAUGGUUUUGUUCAGCACCCAGGCCUUCCCACAGACAAAUAUUAAAAUCAGCCAAGCUAUGCCAGAGCCCAUUCAGUCCUAUUCAUGCCCACUAUUCUGGACAGAAUAUGAAGGAUACUGUUACAGAUACUUUCCCAUCAAUAAAACAUGGGCUGAAGCUGACCUGUAUUGUGCUGAAUUUUCCAUUGGUAUAAAAUCAGCCAAAUUAGCUUCCAUCCACAGCUGGGAAGAGAAUGUCUUUGUGUAUGACCUGGUAAACAGCCGUGUGCCUGGGAUACCAACUGAUAUCUGGAUGGGACUCAAUGAUCUAAGACAGGAAGGGCAUUUUGAAUGGACAGAUGGCACAUUGUAUGAUUAUAACUACUGGGAUGGCAACCAGCCAGAUGAUGGGAUCCACUCUAUUCCAGAAGAGGAAGAUUGUGUGCAGAUCUGGUACCGAUAUAACAGUGCUUUACGGUCAUGGAAUGACAACAGCUGCGGUAAAGAAUUCCCAUUUGUCUGCAAGAUUCCAUCACUGGCGGUUGAUUAGCUCACUCCCAGGAUAACAGAACAACCACAGGCCACACUUUAAAAUACUGGAACAGCGUCUAUCUGACUGAGGACCUUCGUGAUGCCAGAGAGACAUUUUUAAUGGUUCAUAUAAGCAGGUAUAUGUCUGAGGCCAGCUGCUCUACCUAGACAAAACCUUACUUAACUUUUGCUUUUGUGCCCAAGCAGUGGCUGACCAAAGAGCACUGGUGAAUAGUAAAGCAAGUAGGACUUUUACAGUAUAUUUUUUAUGGUCUGGAAGCAAUUUCAAUAUGGCUUCCUUUGCCAGGGCUAUUGUGUGACCCAACAAAGAAUUUCAAAACUUAUACACGUCAUUAAGCAAUGGAUGAAAAGGUGCAAGAAGGUGGCAAAAGUCUGACUGUCUGGUCCCCAUUCACAUAAGUGGAUCCCACUGAUCUUUGCCUGUCAAACUGGGUUCAAAAUCUAUAAACCUCUCUCAUGUUAUGAUGAGCAGGUUUUAAUGCAGAAUACAUAUUCUGUCUCACUCCUCAACUCUGUUGAAAGAAGGGCUAUGCAGUCACACUAAGGGCCUGAUUUAGAUCUCAUUCAUACUAGAUGAUUUCAAUGGAGUUACUCUUCAUAACUGUCACCUGAGCUCAGAAUCAAGCUUGAAAAUCUGUACCAAUGCCAUACAAAUGAAGUAGCACAGGGCAGAUAUUGAAGUCCAUAAUUAGAUCAUACUUACUUUUUACUUAGUUGAAAGGAGAUGGGAGUUAUGCUUGAAGGGACACCAUGUAAAAGCUGAGUUAGGAAUUUCAUAUUUGAACUUCUAUUUGGAUUUAAGCAUAUCAACCUAUUUUAUGAGAGAUCCAUUAUGUUAUUACAAACACUAAAAGCCUUAAUCAUAAAGUAAUAGCUGACUGAGAUGAUUUUGCCUGAGGGAAUUGCAGCGUGGAGCAUUUUCUGGUAAGUUUGGCAGAAAAUGUGGCAUUUUUCUUAAGUCCGCCCCCCAAAGCUAAAAUACAUUGUAAACAAUAUUUUGUAGUUCCUUCUCUGCAGCCUUGCUGGAAUACAUAUACUUUCUUACUUUAUACAUACCUCUAUUCUGGUACAAGGAUGGUAGCUUUAUUACUCUCAUUGCUUUGGACUGCAGAUUACUGUUGUAUCUCAUAUCAAAGGGGGCAUUCAAAACAGUGAUUGUAACAGUGUGGCCUGCCCCUUAGCAGCCAGAGGACCUAAGGCGAACCAGACCCGUGCAAUUAUGACACCCAGCUGGAAAGUGGUCAGGUUUUUCCUACGAAGGGCUGAGAGAAUAAAUUGGAUAGGCAGGUAGACAAGGGACAACAAAGGCAUGGAAAGGAAGAAGUAUGGGAGGAGCUACUGUUGGGUCCUGAGAGAGGCAGCGAAUUCUUCCUGGGCUGGUGAGGGAGCCUGCCAUUUUACACUCACUUUUUAUGCUGGCACAAUGAGGCCCAUUAACAACAGAUUACAGAACAUCAACUUUAACAUUAGAUGAUCAUGGUAGUGUUUUCUUUUUCCUCAUAAAAUAGAAUGAAUUUGUCACAUGGCAGAAUGACCAAGACAAGAGGUGCACAGAGCAGAUCGUACUGAUGGUUUCAUUGCAAAGAAGCAUGAUUAGU
Molecule: messenger RNA, 2492 nt
Organism: Alligator sinensis (Chinese alligator)
Lineage: Eukaryota; Metazoa; Chordata; Crocodylia; Alligatoridae
Gene: CLEC19A
Product: C-type lectin domain containing 19A
Exons: 5
Coding region: 305-892 (195 amino acids)
Molecular function (GO): signaling receptor activity
Source: RefSeq, a predicted model, not a curated record